AUGUCCCGACUCAUCAUCCGAGUCAACCCAGACUUUCUCAUAGACGGCGGCCCCGAGACCUCAGACCCCAUCCAAGCAGUGGUCCGCCCCCUCUCGCACCCUGUCUUCUCCUCAUCCAAGAUCCGUCUCUUUGGACCCCUGGGCGCAACCAUACCGCUCAGAGAGUUCCUUGUCACUCCUGACGAGGAUGUCGCAUCCACAACAGUCAGCCCCGAGCAACGCAUGAUGCAGCCUUGGCUGCCAGAUCCCCGCUGCACGACGUACUAUACACCGUACUUACCGCGGGAUCUCACAGAGCCACAAUUCAAAGUAAUGGUCCAGUUCCAUCGCUUCACGAGGGGUGAGGAUGUGCUGCCGAACCAGCUCUCGCCGCGAGCUAUACGAUACAUAUUGUCUGCAAACAACAAUUUGCCUGACCCAUACUCACGCUUUAAUAGGCGCACACGGCGCUGGGUAUACAUGGGCUGGACGCGGGCACAUUUCCUGGCAUUUUUCUCCAUUUAUCGUUCAGUCAUUUUGAGCUCGACCGUUGACGGGAGUGGAAUCCUAGAAUUGCGGAGCUUGGGUGAAUGGCUUUAUGCAGCGCCCCCUGAAGCGAUGGGUUGUGAGGAAUGGGAGCGCUUAAUUAUGGAGAUUGGAGGGUUGGAGAAUAUUUUAACGGAUGAGGAGAGAUGGGAUGCCUGCCACACAAUUGGUGUGGAGGCUGCUGGUCGUGCAGAUGAGGUUGGUGAUGAUGACGCUGUCCCUGUUAUGAGAGCGAGGAAGGAGAGGAAGAGAGGACAGAAGGAUAGAUUGGCUGCGUUGUUGAGGGGCGGGUAG
Molecule: messenger RNA, 819 nt
Organism: Trichophyton verrucosum HKI 0517
Lineage: Eukaryota; Fungi; Ascomycota; Eurotiomycetes; Onygenales; Arthrodermataceae
Exons: 1
Coding region: 1-819 (272 amino acids)
Source: RefSeq, a predicted model, not a curated record